AUGGGGAUUAUGAACAUCACUCCUGACUCGUUUAGUGACGGUGGUGAUAACUACAAUAUGAGCGCUGACGUCAUAGAGAGUACUGCUUUACGAUUGUUAGAUGAAGGUGCAACAAUAUUAGACAUCGGAGGUGUUUCGACAAGACCGGGUAGUAUUCCUUCAAGUGAAGACGAAGAACUCCGGCGUGUUUUACCUGUAAUCAAAAUUAUCCGAGAAUCGAAGAACGAGAAACUAUCUACAUGUCUCAUUUCUAUCGAUACUUAUCGUGCAAACGUCGCUGAAGAAUGUUUGAAAGCUGGUGCAGACAUCAUUAACGAUAUUUCAAUGGGAUUAUACGAACCAGAAAUAUUCCAUGUUAUCGCUAAGUAUGGAUGUCCGUAUAUUAUGAAUCACACGCGAGGGACAACUCAAACUAUGUCCAGUUUAAACAAUUACGAAUCCAACAGUAAUGAAGAUAUUGUCGAGUAUAUGAUUGAUCCUUUAAAUCCUUCAUUUAAUGUUAAAAAUUGGGAUUCAAAAGUGACCAAUUUGAUUAAUGGAGUAUCUCGAGAAUUAGGAUUACAGAUCUUCAAAGCUUUUAGAAGUGGUGUUAGAAAAUGGCAGGUAAUCAUCGAUCCAGGUGUUGGAUUUGCCAAGAAUUUAUCGCAGAAUUUAAUCGUCAUCAAACAUGCUUCAUAUUUCAAACGAUAUUCAAUGACGGUUAACGGACAUUCCUAUUUGACUUUCAAUGGUUUGGCUACUCUUCUAGGUCCUUCGAGAAAGAAGUUUUUGGGCACUCUUUGCAAUGAACCUAUUGCACGAGAGAGAGUUAUCAGCACUGGUGCAACCAUCAUGGCGUGUAUACAACAAAAUACUGAUAUCGUCAGAGUUCACGAUGUAAAAGAAAUGAACAAAGUUGUGAAAGUGGGUGAUGCUUUGUAUAAAGAUAUUUAUGAAAGAAAAUAA
Adineta ricciae is the source of this 945-nucleotide messenger RNA. The record is from the annotation of a GenBank genome assembly. NCBI's taxonomy places the organism in Eukaryota, Metazoa, Rotifera, Eurotatoria, Adinetida, Adinetidae.